AUGUACAGCCAUGACACGUCCACAGGUGGUGAUCUGUCCUUUUCUCAGGUUUUGGAAGCCCGUAGCUCGUUACAUCAGCAGCAAAAGCGUCGAAGCAGACCUUUAGUAUCUAGUAAAUGUCUUGGUAGAGCUCCAGGGCAUUCAAAUCAACGCUAUUCACUGCUGGAGACUCUACAAGAUAACAAGGAGAAAUAUCCUCGUCCCUAUGGUAAUGGAAUGCUGGACUCUGUCUAUGAAGGAAGUGAAGAUCUAUUUGAAGAAAAGAACGAGCGUGUAAAAUCAGUUGUCUCCAUGGACAUGAAUAGCAGUACAGAGUAUGAAGACUGGGCCAAUGGAGACGAUGGACAGUUGGGACAGGACGUGUACAGAUUUGUGCAGCCGAGAAGGCUGUCGUCAUGGGUCCAAGACGAUGCCGUAUUUGCGUGUUUCAAGUGUCACACAGUGUUCUCACUGCUGGUUCGCAAACAUCAUUGUCGUGCGUGUGGACGCAUCUUUUGCUCGGCUUGUUCGAGUCAACGUGUAGUAAUUCCUGGAGAUUACGAAGCAACGCCAGUGUCCCCGUCGUAUAAUUCGUUGACGACAAAUGCUAGCGACUUGAUUGGUAAUAUUAGCUGGUAUUUGACGUCGUAUUCAAGUCCGAAUGCGGCCGCGGGGGUGGAUAUGGGUGGCAGCACGACAGGUAGACACUCGCAGUCGUUUAUCAAUUCCGAUUCACUGAGAUUAACGCAUGAAGAGCAGCAGGAAAAAUUCUUAAAGAAUGUUCAAAGGCUGCAAGAAACUAACGUGAUCAGCAAGUUUACGCCAAAUGCGACAAAAUCAGGGAGUACAUCGUCACCAUUGACGAGUAGAGGGGUGUCGAAUGCUACAGUCUCGCACGGGUCGAUGCACGUGCCAGAUGGUAGUGUCAUGCAGCGCGUUUGUGACGAUUGCGCGUGUGCGCUGCAACAGCGAAGACACCACUAUAACACCGUUAAGGUGUUUGAGUUGUGCGAAUUUGACUUGCAGGAAUUACGGACAUUAGGCCAAGUGUGUCGGAAGUGGCACCGCGCGACUAUCAUGUGUUUAUCCAUGUUCCGCCAAAUACAGUACUAUUUACCAACGCAUCGCUUGUCUGAAAGAGAGAAGAAGAUGCUGAUUAUUAACCGUGCGUUUCUUGCUGGCCACACAAAGUGGUUGUUGCAGCUCGUGAAAGCGGUUGACUUCUCAGGCGAGAGUGAGACCGACACCAUUACUGACAUGACGGAGAGUGACAGUGAAAGUGUUGUUAGCGCACGACGAAGGCAUGAAAAAAACACGCAGUUGGUAGACGAUGUGAUGGGUUUGUUACAUCAGAAGCGUAAGCACAAAUGUAUGUUGACUAUGUGCUCGCGUCUAUGUAAGCCACAAAUUGGUAGUGUCGACGCGUUGGAAAUUUUGGCAGACGAAACCAUUCACAACCGUCGGCUGCGCGCAAUGGCUAUUGAUGCACUGUUGGAGACUGCAACAGAGAAUGAAUGGUGGAGUUAUUUGCAGGUGCUUCUUCACAGCCUCAGUGUGGAGUCAAAUGCUGCUGGCAGCAAGCUGGGGCAGUCGUUGAUCCGCCAAGCUCAGUGUGAUAUUCGCUUUUGCUACGAUUUAUAUUGGGGACUUACGGUCAUGGCAGAAGAUCCAAGUUGUCGUCGCAAGUUUGAUGGUAUGAAGCAGCGGCUACUUCUCACGCUGGCACUGUUCAAGGACAAGUCUUCGACUGGCCGUCUGCUGGAGUCACGGACGAUUGCCAGCGACGAUAUUGCGGAGCAAUUGCUUCGUGGUCAGGAAUUUGUGGACUUGAUGUGGAAAAUCCCGCCACGCAUCUCUGUUGAGGAUGCGCGUAGAAUUUUGCAAGUAUCGAUCAAGAAGUCAUCAUUGCGAACGUUGACAGACGACAAAAAGUCCAGCGUGUUCAGCCCAGCAGGAGCGGAUGAAGAGCAAGCGUGGCCUCUCCUGCGAUUGCCUGUCGAGCCUCAGGUUAAAGUUUGCGGAAUCGAUUGCACAAAACUUGAGAUAAAACGUAGCGCGGAGGCACCCAUGAUCAUUACGUGCACGGGCGUCAAUCGCGAUGAAGAGGAAUCUGAGUACAAUGCGGACGCAAAUACCGGAUCCCAGCGGAACACAUGGAGUCGCCGUACGCAGAAGCUGCCUCACUAUCGGCUUAUGUAUAAGCGGGACGAUCUUCGAAAAGACUCGAUUGUUCAGAACAUUAUCAACGUCAUGUAUUUAAUUUUAAAGCAGGAGACCCGACUGGAUAUUCCGCUCGUGACGUAUCGUGUGCUUCCGGCGAGCAGCUUUGACGGGCUAAUCGAGAUUGUGGAGAAUGCGCACACGCUGUAUUCCAUUAUUCGAGACCAUGGUACAAUCAUGAACUUCUUGCAUCAUUAUAAUGGACACCGCACCCUCAGCGAUAUCUCUUCCUCAUUUAGGGAGAGUCUUGCUGCGUACACUGUAAUCACAUUCUUACUAGGUGUUGGCGAUCGUCACGCCGACAAUGUCAUGCUUACAAAAGACGGCAUCUUAUUCCACAUUGACUACGGUUUUAUUCUGGGCAAGGACCCAAAGCCGCUUCAGCCCCCGAUGCGAUUGGACCACUUCAUGAUUGAAGCCCUUGGAGGCACGCAGACACCGCAAUUUGAGCAGUUCAAACAGCUGUGUAUCAUUGCGUUCAACUGUUUGAGACGGCACGUGAGUUUGUUUAUGAUCAUGCUCACGUUGGUGGUGAAGGCGCUUCCGGAGAUAACGGACUUUGGAGUAAAUUACACCCAAAGUGAUCUCGAAGCCUUUGUCAUUGAACGAUUUCUUCCAGGCCAGUCAGACGACGAGGCAGCUACAGCGCUGAUGUUGCGAAUGGAAGGCAAGCUGAACGAACGAAUUGGUUUGAAGCUCAGUGAUUUUGUUCACGCCCAUUCAAACGAAAAGACAAUGUCAAAAGGAAUGACAUCUGUCGGCUCGUCCGUCAAAAUCGGCGUCGAAGCUGUUGAAGCAACAGUUUCGACCGUCGCAAGCUCACUUACCAGUGGUGCUUCGUCUAUUUACAAGUACAUGUGGGGUGGACUCGAGCGGUAA
This is a messenger RNA of Peronospora belbahrii, 3078 nucleotides long. NCBI's taxonomy places the organism in Eukaryota, Oomycota, Peronosporomycetes, Peronosporales, Peronosporaceae. The record is from the annotation of a GenBank genome assembly.